Molecule: messenger RNA, 1171 nt
Organism: Rosa chinensis
Lineage: Eukaryota; Viridiplantae; Streptophyta; Magnoliopsida; Rosales; Rosaceae
Product: mitochondrial outer membrane protein porin 2
Exons: 6
Coding region: 69-932 (287 amino acids)
Biological process (GO): monoatomic anion transmembrane transport
Cellular component (GO): mitochondrial outer membrane
Molecular function (GO): voltage-gated monoatomic anion channel activity
Source: RefSeq, a predicted model, not a curated record
UGUAUUAGAUCAGUUUCCCUAGGGUCGUCUCUCUGCUAAGGCUCCAUUGGUGUCUCCGCAAAGGAUUUAUGGGCAAGUCUAAUCAUAAAAAACACAAGCACAAUCACAAGCAACCUCUAUUUUUCUCCGAGUUUGCUCACAAAUCUACAGAGUUGCUUACAAAGGGUUACUACAGAGGCCAGAUAUUUAGCUUCACAACCCACAAAGAUCUACUGGACCUUACUUCAACCAUUGCAAGUAAUGGAAGACACACAACUGCAGGUGUGGUAGGAGCAUACCCAUAUAAAAAUGCAACCUUUAGAGUUGGAGUUGACAAGGAUUUAAAAAUUGCAGCAAACUUCACUGUAAGUGAGAAGUUUCUUUCAGGCACAAAGACUACAGCUUCAUUGAGCUUCCCUGAUUACAAAUCUAGCAAGCUCAAAUUUCAAUGUCUCCGAGAAUAUGCUGCUCUAGCCAUGUCUGUUUCUCUGAACCAGUAUCCUGCAAUCAAAUUUUCAGCUGCUGUUGGUUCUUCAAGUGUUGCCCUUGGCAUGGAGGCAGAGUUCAUGACUACUUCUAGAUGUUUCUCCAAGUGCAGCGCAGGCAUUAACAUGAAGGGUCUCAAUUGCAAUGCUUCAAUAAUUCUGGAAAACAAAGGUGACUUGCUAAAUGCAUCAUAUGUUCAUUAUCUUGAUCCAGAGAAGAGGAAUGCAGCAGUGGUACAGUUCACUCAAGAACUCUCAACAAAGAGAAGCACCUUAACCGUUGGAGGAUCAUGUGCUGUUGAUAGUCAUACAGCAGUGAAGGCUAGACUCGAUGAUCGAGGGAGGUUAAGAACUAACCUAAGGUACAAUUUCAGACCCAAGUCAUGCUUGUCUAUCUCUGGAGAGUUCAACACCAAGGCAGUUGACAGGAGUCCUAAAAUUGGUCUGGAACUUGCUAUUGAUCUCUGAAAACUUUCUAAAUUGGCGACAUGUACAUGCCACUAAUGGAAAUCUUAGUUCCUAACUGAUAUCUUGUUGCUUGCUAUGAGAUAUGAGGUCAUUAGAUGUUGUCACAGAUACAAAUACUUAGUUCUAGAUGAAUUUGUAAGAUGAAAAAGUUGACGAUUCAUCAGCUUUCCUACUCUUGAUAUAAUUGAGAAAGUUGUAGACAUUCACUUUACUACUGUCAAUGAAUGCAAUUUGUAUGA